AUGAUCUUUCUCAUUAUUUUCGCACUCCUGACUCUGUUGGCGUCCAGCGGGGUCUCUUCAUUUCCGUUCACAGAUCAUGGGGAUAAGUCCGAACAAGUCUAUGCAAGCACUCUUUAUCAGUUCCAGACUGGCACUCGAAUCGAGAAUAUCGCGGUGCGUAGCAACGGAAAACUGCUUACUACUUUAUCCGACCGGCCUGGACUGUACGAAGUUGACCUCCUCAAACCGGCGUCUCCAAAACUUAUCCAUCAUUUUACUGGCUACUCUGGACUUGGUGGUGUCUCGCAGGCAUCAUUUCAAACGUCAUCUUGGUAG
This is a messenger RNA of Fusarium redolens, 315 nucleotides long. RefSeq lists its product as uncharacterized. Bases 1 to 315 code for a protein of 104 amino acids. NCBI's taxonomy places the organism in Eukaryota, Fungi, Ascomycota, Sordariomycetes, Hypocreales, Nectriaceae. The transcript has a single exon. The record is from RefSeq and is a predicted model, not a curated record.